AGAAAGAGGACACGCGCGCUCACAUCCGCCCCUGGGAGCAGAAGCAGCAUCUUCCCCAGCUUCGUGGGUUUCUCCUCCCACCGGAGCCAGGGUGUGAGAGGAAAUCUCGGGGCUUCGCUCUAUCGAGAGUGCUCGUCAGGGUGAUUCUUGAUCACCACCAUUCAGAAGUGCUGGCGUCCGAAUGCAUAUCCUUUUGCCUUGCAAAGAAGAGUCGUGAACUUCAAAACCCCCGAGACGGAUCAUUAAUCCUGCUUUGCAGGAAAGGAAAAUCCUCCAUUCCCAGCCACCGGCCACCCCUCUCCGGAGACUGCAACCGCGGAGGCGCUCGGAGCCGGAAGGGGACGCUUUGGGAAUGACCAUGCUCCACCGAGGGACGGAGCCGGCCCCCAGCUUCUCCACACAGAGCCUCCUCCACUAACGCUCCAAAAACCAAAAACCGUAAUUGCCAGAAGAAGCGUUAAAAAUCUAUUCCAGCCACUAACCUCACAUGCACACGGAAUAAUUACUCUGGAUUCUGCAUUGUGAGCUGCUCUCCAUACCCUGAAUUACCUUUGAAUUAAAUCUUUUUUUUUGAAUUUGCAUCUCUUCAAGACACAAGAUUAAAACAAAAUUGACGCUAAAUUGGAUUUUAAAUUAUCUUCCGUUCAUUUAUCCUUCGUCUUUCUUAUGUGGAUAUGCAAGCGAGAAGAAGGGACUGGACAUUCCCAACAUGCUCACUCCCUUAAUCUGUCCGUCUAGAGGUUUGGCUUCUACAAACCAAGGGAGUCGACGAGUUGAAGAUGAAGCCCAGAGCGGAGUGCUGUUCUCCCAAGUUCUGGUUGGUGUUGGCUGUCCUGGCCGUGUCAGGCAGCAGAGCUCGUUCUCAGAAGAGCCCCCCCAGCAUUGGCAUUGCUGUCAUCCUCGUGGGCACUUCCGACGAGGUGGCCAUCAAGGAUGCCCACGAGAAAGAUGAUUUCCACCAUCUCUCCGUGGUGCCUCGGGUGGAACUGGUAGCCAUGAAUGAGACCGACCCAAAGAGCAUCAUCACCCGCAUCUGUGAUCUCAUGUCUGACCGGAAGAUCCAGGGGGUGGUGUUUGCUGAUGACACAGACCAGGAAGCCAUCGCCCAGAUCCUCGAUUUCAUUUCCGCACAGACUCUCACCCCUAUCCUGGGCAUCCACGGGGGCUCCUCUAUGAUAAUGGCAGAUAAGGAUGAAUCCUCCAUGUUCUUCCAGUUUGGCCCAUCAAUUGAACAGCAAGCUUCCGUAAUGCUCAACAUCAUGGAAGAAUAUGACUGGUACAUCUUUUCUAUCGUCACCACCUAUUUCCCUGGCUACCAGGACUUUGUAAACAAGAUCCGCAGCACCAUUGAGAAUAGCUUUGUGGGCUGGGAGCUAGAGGAAGUCCUCCUACUGGACAUGUCCCUGGACGAUGGAGAUUCUAAGAUCCAGAAUCAGCUCAAGAAACUUCAAAGCCCCAUCAUUCUUCUUUACUGUACCAAGGAAGAAGCCACCUACAUCUUUGAAGUGGCCAACUCAGUAGGGCUGACUGGCUACGGCUACACGUGGAUCGUGCCAAGUCUGGUGGCAGGGGAUACAGACACAGUGCCUGCGGAGUUCCCCACUGGGCUCAUCUCUGUAUCAUAUGAUGAAUGGGACUACGGCCUCCCCGCCAGAGUGAGAGAUGGAAUUGCCAUAAUCACCACUGCUGCUUCUGACAUGCUGUCCGAACACAGCUUCAUCCCUGAGCCCAAAAGCAGCUGUUACAAUACCCAUGAGAAGAGAAUCUACCAGUCCAAUAUGCUAAAUAGGUAUCUGAUCAACGUCACUUUUGAGGGGAGGAAUCUGUCCUUCAGUGAAGAUGGUUACCAGAUGCACCCAAAACUGGUGAUAAUUCUUCUGAACAAGGAGAGGAAGUGGGAAAGGGUGGGGAAGUGGAAAGACAAGUCCCUGCAGAUGAAGUACUAUGUGUGGCCCCGAAUGUGUCCAGAGACUGAAGAGCAGGAAGAUGACCAUCUGAGCAUUGUGACCCUGGAGGAGGCACCAUUUGUCAUUGUGGAAAGUGUGGACCCUCUGAGUGGAACCUGCAUGAGGAACACAGUCCCCUGCCAAAAACGCAUAAUCACUGAGAAUAAAACAGAUGAGGAGCCGGGUUACAUCAAAAAAUGCUGCAAGGGGUUCUGUAUCGACAUCCUUAAGAAAAUUUCUAAAUCUGUGAAGUUCACCUAUGACCUUUACCUGGUUACCAAUGGCAAGCAUGGGAAGAAAAUCAAUGGAACCUGGAAUGGUAUGAUUGGAGAGGUGGUCAUGAAGAGGGCCUACAUGGCUGUGGGCUCACUCACCAUCAAUGAGGAACGAUCGGAGGUGGUCGACUUCUCUGUGCCCUUCAUAGAGACAGGCAUCAGUGUCAUGGUGUCACGCAGCAAUGGGACUGUCUCACCUUCUGCCUUCUUAGAGCCAUUCAGCGCUGACGUAUGGGUGAUGAUGUUUGUGAUGCUGCUAAUCGUCUCAGCCGUGGCUGUCUUUGUCUUUGAGUACUUCAGCCCUGUGGGUUAUAACAGGUGCCUCGCUGAUGGCAGAGAGCCUGGUGGCCCCUCUUUCACCAUCGGCAAAGCUAUUUGGUUGCUCUGGGGUCUGGUGUUUAACAACUCCGUACCUGUGCAGAACCCAAAGGGGACCACCUCCAAGAUCAUGGUGUCAGUGUGGGCCUUCUUUGCUGUCAUCUUCCUGGCCAGCUACACUGCCAACUUAGCUGCCUUCAUGAUCCAAGAGGAAUAUGUGGACCAGGUUUCUGGCCUGAGCGACAAAAAGUUCCAGAGACCUAAUGACUUCUCACCCCCUUUCCGCUUUGGGACCGUGCCCAACGGCAGCACAGAGAGAAAUAUUCGCAAUAACUAUGCAGAAAUGCAUGCCUACAUGGGAAAGUUCAACCAGAGGGGUGUAGAUGAUGCAUUGCUCUCCCUGAAAACAGGGAAACUGGAUGCCUUCAUCUAUGAUGCAGCAGUGCUGAACUAUAUGGCAGGCAGAGAUGAAGGCUGCAAGCUGGUGACCAUUGGCAGUGGGAAGGUCUUUGCUUCCACUGGCUAUGGCAUUGCCAUCCAAAAAGAUUCUGGGUGGAAGCGCCAGGUGGACCUUGCUAUCCUGCAGCUCUUUGGAGAUGGGGAGAUGGAAGAACUGGAAGCUCUCUGGCUCACUGGCAUUUGUCACAAUGAGAAGAAUGAGGUCAUGAGCAGCCAGCUGGACAUUGACAACAUGGCAGGGGUCUUCUACAUGUUGGGGGCGGCCAUGGCUCUCAGCCUCAUCACCUUCAUCUGCGAACACCUUUUCUAUUGGCAGUUCCGACAUUGCUUUAUGGGUGUCUGUUCUGGCAAGCCUGGCAUGGUCUUCUCCAUCAGCAGAGGCAUCUACAGCUGCAUCCAUGGGGUGGCGAUCGAGGAGCGCCAAUCCGUAAUGAACUCCCCCACUGCAACCAUGAACAACACACACUCCAACAUCCUGCGCCUGCUGCGGACAGCCAAGAACAUGGCUAACCUGUCUGGUGUGAACGGCUCCCCGCAGAGCGCCCUGGACUUCAUCCGACGGGAGUCAUCUGUCUAUGACAUCUCGGAGCAUCGCCGCAGCUUCACACAUUCUGACUGCAAAUCCUACAACAACCCGCCCUGUGAGGAGAACCUCUUCAGUGACUACAUCAGUGAGGUGGAGAGAACGUUCGGGAACCUGCAGCUGAAGGACAGCAACGUGUACCAAGAUCACUACCACCAUCACCACCGGCCCCAUAGCAUCGGCAGUGCCAGCUCCAUCGAUGGGCUCUACGACUGUGACAACCCACCCUUCACCACCCAGUCCAGGUCCAUCAGCAAGAAGCCCCUGGACAUCGGCCUCCCCUCCUCCAAGCACAGCCAGCUCAGUGACCUGUACGGCAAAUUCUCCUUCAAGAGCGACCGCUACAGUGGCCACGAUGACUUGAUCCGCUCCGAUGUCUCUGACAUCUCAACCCACACCGUCACCUACGGGAACAUCGAGGGCAAUGCCGCCAAGAGGCGUAAGCAGCAAUAUAAGGACAGCCUGAAGAAGCGGCCCGCCUCGGCCAAGUCCCGCAGGGAGUUUGACGAGAUCGAGCUGGCCUACCGUCGCCGACCGCCCCGCUCCCCUGACCACAAGCGCUACUUCAGGGACAAGGAAGGGCUACGGGACUUCUACCUGGACCAGUUCCGAACGAAGGAGAACUCACCCCACUGGGAGCACGUGGACCUGACCGACAUCUACAAGGAGCGGAGUGACGACUUUAAGCGCGACUCGGUCAGCGGAGGAGGGCCCUGUACCAACAGGUCCCACAUCAAGCACGGGGCAGGUGACAAACACGGCGUGGUCAGUGGGGUACCUGCACCGUGGGAGAAGAACCUGACCAACGUGGAGUGGGAGGACCGGUCCGGGGGCAACUUCUGCCGCAGCUGUCCCUCCAAGCUGCACAACUACUCCACGACGGUGACGGGUCAGAACUCGGGCAGGCAGGCGUGCAUCCGGUGCGAGGCUUGCAAGAAAGCAGGCAACCUGUAUGACAUCAGCGAGGACAACUCCCUGCAGGAACUAGACCAGCCGGCUGCCCCGGUGGCGGUGACGUCAAACGCCUCCACCACUAAGUAUCCUCAGAGCCCGACUAAUUCCAAGGCCCAGAAGAAGAACCGGAACAAACUGCGCCGGCAGCACUCCUACGACACCUUCGUGGACCUGCAGAAGGAAGAAGCCGCCCUGGCCCCGCGCAGCGUAAGCCUGAAAGACAAGGGCCGAUUCAUGGAUGGGAGCCCCUACGCCCACAUGUUUGAGAUGUCAGCUGGCGAGAGCACCUUUGCCAACAACAAGUCCUCAGUGCCCACUGCCGGACAUCACCACCACAACAACCCCGGCGGCGGCUACAUGCUCAGCAAGUCGCUCUACCCUGACCGGGUCACGCAAAACCCUUUCAUCCCCACUUUUGGGGACGACCAGUGCUUGCUCCAUGGCAGCAAAUCCUACUUCUUCAGGCAGCCCACGGUGGCGGGGGCGUCGAAAGCCAGGCCGGACUUCCGGGCCCUUGUCACCAACAAGCCGGUGGUCUCGGCCCUUCAUGGGGCCGUGCCAGCCCGUUUCCAGAAGGACAUCUGUAUAGGGAACCAGUCCAACCCCUGUGUGCCUAACAACAAAAACCCCAGGGCUUUCAAUGGCUCCAGCAAUGGGCAUGUUUAUGAGAAACUUUCUAGUAUUGAGUCUGAUGUCUGAGUGAGGGAACAGAGAGGUUAAGGUGGGUACGGGAGGGUAAGGCUGUGGGUCGUGUGAUGCGCAUGUCACGGAGGGUGACGGGGGUGAACUUGGUUCCCAUUUGCUCCUUUCUUGUUGUUUUAAUUUAUUUAUGGGAUCCUGGAGUUCUGGUUCCUACUGAGGGCAACCCCGGUGACCAGCACCAUCUCCCCUCCUUUUCACAGUUCUCUCCUUCUUCCACCCCUAUCAGCCAUUCCUGUUCCCAUGAGAUGAUGCCAUGGGCCCUCUCAGCAGGGGAGGGUAGAGCGGAGAAAGGAAGGGCUGCAUGCGAGCUUCCUCCUGGUGUGGAAGAGCUCCUUGACAUCCUCUUUGAGUGAAGCCGGGAGAACCAAAAAGAGGCUAUGUGAGCACAAAGGUAGCUUUUCCCAAAACUGAUCUUUUCAUUUAGGUGAGGAAGUAAAAGCAUCUACGUGAGACCAUUUAGCACACUGCUUGUGAAAAGAAAGAGGCUCUGGCUAAAUUCAUGCUGCUUAGAUGACAUCUGUCUAGGAAUCGUGUGCCAAGCAGAGGUUGGGAGGCCAUGUGUGUUUAUAUAUAAGCCAAAAAAUGCUUGCUUCAACCCCAUGAGACUCCACAAUGGUGGUGAACAGGAACAAAAGGUCAUCGGUGGCGGAGCGGAUUCCUGAACACACUGGAAAGUACGUUAUGAUAGUGUCCCACAGUGCCUUGGAGGCAAGAGCAGGUGGAUUGUGCAUGCAUGUGUGUUCAUGCACACUUGCACCCACAUGUAGUUGGGUGCCUCGAGAGAAGGCAACCUUGACUCUUUCUGUUGUUUCUUUCAAUAUCCCCAAGCAGUGUGAUUGUUUGGCUUAUAUACAGACAGAGAUGGCCAUGUGUUACCUGAAUUUUGGCUGUGUCUCCCUUCAUCCUUCUUGAAUAAGGAGAAUGGAAAUUCUUGAUAAAGAAGAAUCCGUGGUCUAGACAAAAAAAAAGAUGGUGAGCAAUCCUGCAAGAGCAAGGUACAAAAACAAGUACUCAGUGGUUGGCAAUUUUUUUCAACCAGUUUGAACCAAGAACCUUCCAGGAAGGCUAAAGGGAAACAGAAUUUUCACAGCCACGAUUCUUUUGCCCACACUUGAGAGCAAAAGAUUCUACAAAGCUCUUUUGAGUAUUUAGACUGUCGACUGGCCAAGGUUUGGGGAGGAGCAAAGCCACCUUUGAAGAAGUAAGGAGUCGUGUAUGGUAGGGUAAGUGAGAGAGGGGGAUGUUUCCAAUGCUUUGAUCCCUUCUUACUUAACCUGAAGCUAGAAGAGCAGGCUUCUUCCCCCAAAACUGAUUACAAGUGCUGUGGAGCAGACAGUUAAGAGAAAUGAACUUGACAAUUAAGAGAAAUGAGCUGCACUCCAUGAGUGUAGCUCAGGAGGUAUGAAGAGAGGGGAAGAGACUUGGCAAUGGGAGAUGGGGGCAGAGAGGGAUCCUCCACCACCUCUUUGGGCCUGGCUCCCUGGGAAUGUGACUUGAACCCAGAGUGAACACUCUUGGUAGAAGCCCUUCCACCUUCCUGCAACACCUUGUUUCCCUCUCAGAUUGUACUAUUGAGGAAUAAAAAAAAAAAGAUAUACAUGUAUAAAACUCCAGGGAUGAGGGUACCGGCAGACAUGAUGCUCCCUUCACUUAACAUUGGAAAAUUGAGAAGGGAAAUGAAUAUGUGUCACAGCCGGUCCUGAAACUUGGGGUAGGGCUAUUCUAUAGGUCAGUUCCACUGUCCUGCCAUCCUUCCCUACACAGGGUGGCAUCCAGAGAGCCCCGGGUCUGUGUGGAAGCUUGACUACAGGAUCGCCAUGUUGCACACAGGACACAUAAACCAGAAAGGUGCUCAUCCUCCUCUGGAAGGAAGCUGCCAUGUCUCUUCAAGUCACUCCCUCCAGGGCUGCUCUUCGCCCCUGUUCGCCCUUACUCACGACCCUUCCUCAUCCCAUCCUUGACUGCUAUCCCCGACCCUCCUCCUUGAUUUUUACCUCAGUAUCUUUCAUUUUAAAGCCAACUGAAGGCCUUGUAAAGCUUUGUUUUCUUUCUAAAAUGAACAUGGGGGCAAGGGGCUGAACCUCUCACAGAUUUGGAGAGAGAGGCACGGAGUGCUUUACCUUAGAUAACAGGAAAGACUGAGAGAGGACAGAGGGCGUGAGGCACCUCCGGGAGGAAGAAGGUGAAGGGCCACGUAAACACCGCUUCGCCCUGACUCUGUCCAGGGGUCAGGGACUCAUCCCCUCAUCUUCCUCUUACCUCACCCCUUUCAAACAAAAGCCAAACCAACUAACCUAGCGAACAGCAAUCUAGAACCAAGGGAGCUCUUUCAGUCUCCGCUGGCAACAGAAAUCAAGACGGUGUUUAUUUCAUAUGUAAAUAUUUUGUUUUCUAAUUAAUUUUGUAUAGAUAAAGUGUUCUCUUGUGAGUAUUCAGGGUGUUGGGCUGGAGGGAGUGGGGUGGGGAUGGGAAUGAGAGGGAAAAAGUGUUUUGUUAUGGGUUUUCAUUUUCCACUGGGGGAAUUGUUUUGUAUGGCUUUUGCUUCAGGGUGUCUGGAAGAAGUGAAUGCCCAUGGAGGCCACUAUGGUGAAAAAGCCAGGGGAAAGUAAUUUGUGUCCAUUCCCCCCACCCCAGAAAACCAGUCUUCUUACUGGUUUGUGAGAAAUGUUCUGCACUUUGGCCAGGGCUUUACAUAGGGUUCAGUUUGGCUCUACGCAAACCCCAGGUCUGACUUCUAUCCUUCUAGGUAGACCCUAGGUUACCGCAUAACAUGCAAAGACAGGCUGGUGGCACCAUAUUUCCUCUGUCAGUACCUAGGGUAAGAAAGAUUCCCAAAAGGGCUUAAACAGAAUUAAGAUCAAAUUAACUUCCCGUUCUUGGUGUGACUGAAAGGUUUCAGGAAGCUCAAUCCUGAGAAAUCUCCCAGUGGCCUCCUCUGAUGCUGAAACAAUCAUCUCAGUCAUCUGAGUCUUUUCUUCCUUAGGACCUGGGCGCUGACUCACUCCCUGCCCUACCUCCACCCUCAGAAAUCAGCCUGGCAAACACACCUGGAAAAAUCUCCACUAACUACUUUUUGAAGCAUGUGAUAUCUGGUUAUCACAUAACCAGAGAGGUAGUGCUGGAUAUGUGUCUUACAAAUUUGCAUGCUUUUCUAGAAAAGAUGAUGGGAUCCACUAAAAACUCAGUGGUGAGAUGAUUCCCUUAGCAAGAUUGCUGAAGUUAGGUUUAGAGGUGGGAGGAUGGGUAUGUGAGCAAUGAUGCCAAUAGUGGCCCUUUAUUUGCCUUGUCCUCAUUACUGCCAUCAGGAAGGUGCUACUGGCCUUGAGCCAGGUGUUCAUAAUCUGGCCUUUGGUUAACCAAUUGAACUUCUUUUCCUAGACUGUUGGUUUUGUGGAGGUUGGCAGCCUCUAUCACAGGUUAAAAUUUCCAAAUCCACUUACCCAGUAUAUUCACUACAUUUUUUCCUAUCCUCCCAUCAUGAAAGCUGUUAGCUGGAUAAUUUUAUUUUUCUAAACUCCUUAUUUGGCCCCAAUUGGUCACUUUUCUUCAACUGGAUAUUUGCACUGGGACUAAGUUACUCAUGGUCUGCUCAAGAAAGCGUAAAGAAAGGAAGGCUGGGCAUUGUUAAAAUCUAGAUGUUACUUAAUUCCAGAAUAACAAGCAAGUAAAAUGCAUGAGAAAUAAUUCAGCUAUAAGCCCAAUCUAUAUCACAGAUGGGUAUGAAACAACACCCAAUCCAUCCAAAACUGUGAGAUUCCGCAGAUACCCUCAGGAGUACCUAAUAUUCCCAUGUUCUUCAGAAUCCAUGCUUUCUCUCUUUGUACCCUCUAUCGUUCCCUUCCAUUGCAGAAGUGGUUGGUGAGUGUGGUCCUGUAUGAACUCCUUUCAGUGGCAAUGCUUAAAUCUCAGCAUUUCCACUGACAAUAAUCUGACUCUUGAAUUUGCCUGAGUCGAGAAUGUGCACACCUUUCAAAGCGAUGCAUGGACAGUUGACUUUGUUAUUUCAAAAUCUGUCACUGUGUAUCCUCAGCCAGAACUUGGGAAACAUCCUUCGUGUGUAUUCCCCUGCACUGGCCACAGCCAUGUUGUGAUUGAGGGGAAAAUCCCAAAUGAUUCCAUUAAAUGUUGCUGGUGUCAGUAGUGCCAAAAACGCAUGUAUGACGUGAUACAGUAGGAGUCAUCUAUACAGUUAAGUGACUAUCACCCACCUGGUCUUCUGUGGCCAUUGGGAGUUGCCCAAGGGAGAAUUCUCUGCAGAGUGCUGGUCACCUGCACAUGUCACUAAGAGCUAGGUUUCUUCGGUUCAUUUUUUUUUUUUUUUUCGUUGGUUUUUAGUUAGUUCAAGAUUUAGAGACAGAAUAACCAGAUUGUUUGGGCAAUAAGCUUUUGGAAAAACUAUUCCAGAACUCACUUUAUUCUUUUAAUAAUUAUCUCUCUAAAAAGGCCCCGUCAUUGCUUGACACCCUGUGAAUGUCUGUUUUCGUAUGUUGGGAAUGAUUCAGAUGUGUGCAUAAAUGAUGUCACUGCAGUGAUGUUGAUGAAUGCAUUCAGCAUUUCCAGGGAUUGUGGCCAUUCCUUAUGUGCUCUCUGAGCCCAAAGCCAUAAAGGAAACAUAUGCUCAGUAGGCUGCUACACACUACAGCAGAGCUUUUGCUUUCUUCACUUGGGUGUCAGAGAUUUUUCCUGUUUAAGGAGCUCUUCAUGGAGAAGCAGCAGCUGAAGGUGAAUAGUCACACCGGGAUGGGUCUGGCCUUACGCAUGCUGUGUGGUACAUGGUGUGUUGAAGGUCCUGAAAAGGUCUUUUUCAUUUCCCACCCCUCUCCAACUACUGCCUUCCCACACAGAUUUGUUGCUUUAGUGCUGAGCUGAGCUGCCUGUCAUUCAAAUGAAAGUAAUCCCAGGAAAGGUGACAUAUUAAGCCAUAUUAGGGAUUUAUACAUUUAAUCACCUAAUUUACAUUAGGAAUCUCACUCCUUUUCCUGGGAAUAAGUUAUGACACAAGAGAAGAGGAAGGGAGCAGAGAGCACUGACAGCAAUAGAGUAGGGAACAAGGAUACAGGUUCUAGAUGGCAAAGACAUUUAAACCAUAUUUUAUCCUCCACCUGCUUUUAUUUAAGGCUCGUGUGACACCUAAAUAGGACUCCUGGUUAGGAAUUAUUUUCAAUACACAAUCACAUGAGUGUAUAAUUUAUGAAUUUCUAAAUUCAGUAUCUUGUAGGGCAGGUUGAGAACUAUGAUUCUUUCUAUAGAAAAUGGAAAAGUGAUGCUUCUCCUCCAUUACAUGUUACUGAGUAGGCAGCUAGAAUAAUCAAAUUGAAUUUAUGAUACAAUAAAAGUUACUGUCAUUGUCUGGUCUCUGUCCCAGUUUAAAUAAUCUUCCAAUUAGCUGAGUUGGUCUAUAUCCUAUAUGUUCCACCUCCAUGGGGGGUGCCCUGUUAUCUGGUAAAAGAGCCACUUAUGACCUCAGGUGCUACUUAACCUGGGGGGCAACUGUUUCUUAGGCCUAUCAGAUGUUUGGGAUGACACUAAAAUGCAGAUUAGUCAGUCUGAGAAUGUCUAAUGUUGAUCUGGAUCUAGGAUUCUAUUCUAGUUUGGGGGGGUUCCAGUAUUGUAUAAAAUCAUAGGAUAUCUGAAAACAUCCCACCCUCAACUCAUUCCAACCACAUUGAUUCAGUCACACAGGGGCCCUGUGAGUUAUAUGACUCAGAAGAGACAGCCUAUCUAUUCCCACGACAAAGGCCCCCAUCCAAAACCUUAAAUUGAAAGCCAAUGCUGCUACUUUUAUGCCUUGGAGAGAUCUGUGAAGUUUAGGGCUUCUCAUUUACAAUAUUGAAGCAAGAAAAAAGAAUUUUGUUCAGAGUAAUGGGUUAGAAUAGCAGUACUGGGAAUAAGUGGGGAAAGUUAGAAAUCUUCCACAUUUCUCUCUGCAUAUCUCAGAGCUCCGCACAGUGAGUUUCUGGAGCUGCUUCAUGCUUUGAAUAUAAUUGCUGGGGUGAUUAUGUCGGUAAGGGCCCCUGAAAGAACUGAAGGUGAAAAGCAGAGUAGAUGAGUAGAAUUCCUCAGAGCCUUGGCACUCUGGUGUGUUGAGUCUGUGUUUUGGCAAAGGUAAAAGAAUUCAAUGCAAGAAUAAAGGUACAAUUAAAAAGCACAACACUAAGCCCAAUUUACACUGUUAUUUUAAAGAUUGGGUUUCCACACUUUAAACCUAAACUCCUUUAUCUGUAAUUAUUUUAGUGUUGUGAUUUAAGGGGUGGAGCAGGUUCUAGUACUAUGCAGGAGAAAAAAAUAAAAGCUCUCUGGUUAAAUAUGUGAGUUUAAUUAAACCAACGUCUAUUGUGCACGUACUAUGUCCCUAGGCUAGUUCUGUGAAUGAUAUAAAAGGUUUCAAAAUGGAGUAUAUUGUACUCACGUACAAUAUAUGAAUGCAUAAGUACAAAAUAUGUAAAUUUAUGAAUAGGUAUACAUUUGUAUGAUUGUACAUGCAAGUUUAAUAUUUUCUAGUUUCAGGGUAGGAGUCAAAGAUAUCCAUUAUGUUAUCUGAAAAAACAUUGCAGAGAUUCAACUUCCCAUGUCAUGGCCAGGCCUGGACUUCUUUCGAAAUUAUUACACCUCCCAGAGCUAAAUUCUGGGGUUUCCUCUCUAACACAACCUUGCCUUUUCUAUAUCUUCCUUCCUUCAAAACCCCUCUGUGGUUCUGGUCCACAAAUCCAUCUGGCCUCAUUGACUUCCCUCUUUGAUCUAACCCUGUAUUUAUCCACAUUAGCAAUAUUCUUACUGGCAAUUCCUUUUUCCUCUUGCCACCUCACUACACCAACCAUGCUCAGCUAACUGCACCCCAGCCCCUUUUCACUGCAUUUCCAAGAAGAGAAAGUCUUAAACCUAUGCUGAAGAGCACAAAAUCAAUCAAUUUAACCUCGCCUGAACCCUACUCACUUGGACAACUUUUUAAAUUCUCCAAUGUUGACUCAGUGUCACAUUCUGUUUGUUAAAUUUGUUUUAUUUUCCUUUCAUGUUCAUGUCCUGUCUUUCAACAGGCAAUCUUUCCUACUGUGUUCGCAAGAAAAUCUGAUUAUUGAAUCCUCACAUAUGCUGUCCUCUCUGCCUUUAGAUUUCUCUUGUCUUUCACACAUCUUCCCCAUCCUUUCUCCCAACUGAGUGCUCCUCUUCCCUAUGCUCUGACCUCUUCUGAGGUGCUCUCCAGCCAACUGUACUUCUCUCUUUUGCAUCUUUAAUUCCUUCCACACAUCUACCUGCAACUAUCUCAAAAAAACCAAUCCUACAACUAUCUCUAAAGACAAAUCUUUCAAUCCAAUUUGACUCUUGAAUUUCUGUCCUAUCUGUGUUUAUCUUUUCACUUCCCAGCUUCUCAAAAGAGUAGUCUUUCUUUCUCCACUUCCUCACCUUAUGCUCAUGGCUUCAUCAAUGGGCUACAUCCUACCACUCUUUUGAAACUACUCUCAGGCAACAUUCCAAUGAAGUUCUUGCUACAAAAGUCAAUAGCCUUUCUUUACUUUCCCUGCUCAUCAGCCUCAUUGACAAUUACCAUUGGGAGGCAAUUGCAUUCUGGUUUCAAUCUUAGUUUGCUGGUCCUGUUACCUCAUUGGUUUCUGCUCUUCCUCUUAUCUCCUGAGCAUUGACUUACCAUGGUAUUUUGAGCUUGACCCUCCUCUCCUUAUUUUCAUGCUCUGUAGCAAUCUUUCUGACUUCAAUAACUCUUUGAAUGAAGAUGAAUCCCAAAUCUUCACUUUUAGCUCCUACCUUUUGCUUUUCCUUAAUACACAUACUUCCAGUCACCUUCUGAACACUCAACUUCAUCUUGACUCAAAUAUCCAAGAACAUUGCUGCAAACCAACAUAAUCACCAAGUUCCUCCUUUAUGUUUAAUGGUAUCACCAUGUCUUCUGUCACCAAACUCAAGCUUCUCGGGCACUUUUGCCUCCUCUGUUUUCUUCAUCCUGCAUAUCUAAAAAUUUGAAAAGCCUACUAAUUCUUCCCCCUAAGGUUUCCAGUCUUCCCUUUCCAUUCAGACCCUUCCUUCUACUCUGGAUUAUUUCAGCAUCUUUUAGCAUUGUUCCAGUAUUUUAUAUUUGAAUCUACUCUUAUCAGUACUCAACUUCCUAAAUAUAAAUCAGAUGUCGUUCUUCAGCUCAAGAAACAACCUUCAGUGGGCUUCACUUGCCAUAGUCUGCCAGCAGUAACUUGUUACUUGAUGGUGUGUGCCCCAUAAUCCAGACAAGCUGAAUCACAUUUGUUUCCACUUCCCCUACCAGCUUGUUUUACCCACUUGUGUCUUCCCUUAAACUGCUCCCUUUGCCCAAAAUACUCUCCUUCCUAUCUCCCCUUCCACUCCCUUCUUGAAUAAUAUCCAUUCCCUCUAUAUAUGUCUUCAAAGAGCAGAACAACUUCAUCUUCCAUCCAGAAAAUAAUUUUAGACAUUUUAUGAAUGCCCAUAACACUUUCAUUGUAUCUCCCUAGUGGCAGCUAUCAUGGGACAUCUUAUUUCAUAGGUAUUUGGUUGUACAUCUUGUCUCUCCUGCUACAGCAUAAGCUCCCUGUGUUCAGGGCCAUGUAUUUUUAAAUCGUUUCAUCUUCUGUAGCACUAAACAGAGUGCCUUGUAUAUGAAAGGCAUUAGUAAAUAUUUGAUAUUAUUAUGAAUUAUAAUUGAGGAGGAGUCACUUUAUUUUGUCCAUUUGUAUCUGCAGUAGCACCUAAGGAUAAAUCCCCCCAGUUUCUCUAUAUAUAUCUGCACACACAAUCACUUGUAUAUGCUACAUGUAUACAGUUCAUUAUUUCAAAUGAAAUCUGGAUUUUUCUAAGUGCUUUGUCCUUUGAAGUUGUUUUGGACUGUUUUAUGGUUAGGAAAGUGUACUUGGAACACUACAUGAUACUCAAGUAAGUGACAGAGGGAGAAACUAUGAAGGAUAUUGAUCAAAUUUUAGGUAUCAGCUUUUCAGAUGCUUUGGGUAGAGCUUGUAUCCAGACACUUUACUACCAAGACUGAGUCUCUAACAACCUGAUCCAUGCUGGGACUGAUCUGUGAUCCAAUAUUUAGCUUGUUUUUUUGUUUUUAACACUUGCGACAAAGAACCUUGUCAUAGUUCUGGCUCACUAAUCACACAGCCUUGUAGACCCCAGGUGGUGGUCCAAUAGGACCAGUGUAUUUCAUUACACGCUACUUCCACGUUUGUGGCCUUGGGUGAACUGUCCGUGCUGGUCACCACCUUGUCUUUGUAUUUCUUUCCUGAGCUCUGUGGCUUCUCACCCUUUCUGAGGCUUUGUCUACAGGGUCACUUCUCCCAAAGGGAGGAUAAGAGUUGAGGUAAUUGAACACUUUACCUCUUAUCUAUAUAUUUCCAAUGAAAGUUAGGAUUUGAAUGAGCUGGCUCAGAGAGAAUUCUAGUCUCUAAACUACACCUUUCUCUGUAAAUAUAAAGGGAUUCAUUACCUCAGGGGGAGACAACAUCACUUCUGACUUUAUGGCCCUCCCUUAUCCUCUGGUCCCUGUAUUCUUGAAGCCCUGUUUAUCCUUCCUUCUCCUCUCUUGGCUCUACUUAGCAGUAGCCAGUGUCAGUCUGUGUCCCUCUGAAGAAACUCUUGGAGCUGGUACUGUCCUUUCACUUCAGCUGCUCUGGUAACUGAUAAUGUUUCCUUUCCUUCUCCGGGCCAACCUUCUUUAUAAAUCUCAUUAUGCCAUUGGCCAUGAAUUAUUCCCCUUUGGGAGGCAUCUUCUGCCACUGUGUGCUAAUUUAAAGCAUACUAUAGAGAACUGAACUCAAAUAAGUUAUAGGCAGUGACAAGUCUCUUUUAUAAAAAAGUGAAUAAAGUCCAUUCUUCAUUGAGACAGGAGUGGGUAGGACAAUUAUUAUCGGCAAGGUAGGGCAAAACUUGUGACAACUUGGGAGAUACCUAGUGAAAAUUAAAAUAUAAGUCUAGAGAGAUAAUUUUGCUUUUCAAAAUUCCUAUUGGGUCUAGAUAUUCUUGCUCCUGAAAAUGAGAAUAGUUAAUAUUUUAGAGCAAACCCCAUUUCAUUAUACUAUGAGACUUUUUUUAGCUGAUGAAACAAUCUGGUAAACAGCUGGUGGGAGGGUAGGAAGACAGCCAUCCUCAUGAAGGAUGGUCAUGAAUCUCAUUUGGGCCAAUGAAUGGACCAAAAUUCUAGGCAUUUUAGCAAUGAAGUGUUCAUGUCAAUUAUUUUGCCUCCAAAUACCCAUAAAAGGAAAGAGAGGAUCUGAGGAAGGAAAAGAACAGGAAGUCUACAUUGGAGCUUCCCUUUGUGUCACCAAUAAAGCCAGGAGCUGACAUGUGAGGCUCAUGGUUCCCCCUUGGUUACUGGCUUCAAUGAUAGCUUCGGAAAGUAGGGAACCUUGAAAGAGCAAGGACCAAAGAUGAGAUGAGUGAGGAACCUGAAUGUAACCCUAUCUGUGAGGUCCUGAUAUCCACAGGGAGCCUGGCCCCAUGUCAUUCCUGCCCAGGCCCUUCAGACUAUAGCACCCAAGGAGCCCUUGAUCAUCACCCUGGGCAGAGGGAGUGACUCAUCACACCACCCUUACCCAAAGAAUUUAGGCCACCAGGCUGUGACUCCAUCUGUCCCCCUUACAGUAAGAGACUCACAGUCUCUGAAAUCUGACAGGAGAACAGCGUCAGGGGAAAAGGCCUGAGAAUGUGAAUUUGCUGAGCUGUCUGCUCCUCUACGAUAAGUACAUUACCCAUUUCCAGAGGGGAUUUUUUUUUUUUCCAAAAUGAAACAAAACAUGCCUGCCUAAAACUUCAGCCCUACCCAGUCUUGCAGUUAACUGUCAUUGUCACAUUUUAAUUAUAAUUGAUUUUCUUUUGAAAUCAAUGGCUAUUUUAAUGCUCCCUUUAGCCUUUAGCCAUGACAUAAGAACCCUCUGCAAACCAGAGACCUGGCCACUAGGUUGCCUCUGGCUGUGUUAUUCUCUCAGUAGUUCAUACAUUGCUCUCAGAUAUUCACCUGAACAGCACAACUACACAGAAUUUGAUCUCUUUGCCAUGAGCAUUCUGAUGCCUAUGCACCUCCCUAAUGCACACAAUCUUAACAAAUAGAUCCAGAUUUCCAACGCCAAUCAUGUUAUGGUAGAUGAAAGUGUUCAUUUAGAAUGGGAUAAACAGACAUAUUAUAAUUUAUGCAGUCAGUGUUUUCUCUUUUGCUCUACCUGGCUGGUGGAUCAUUGAUCCCUCAAGGUUUGACAGAAAUAUUCAGGCUUCAUGUGAAGGCAGCAUUUUCUUUGUGAUAGAAGAACCUAGUUAUCCUCUUCACUGUCCCGUUUUACCCUAUGGAAUCCAUGUGGCCAUCUAAGGUCCUGUUGAUGGAUUGGUAGUAAGAGGAUGGAGAAGCAGAAGCCAGUCCCCCAAGAACAGAAUAGGGAUUCUCAAGGAAUAGGGAUAAAUGCCUUCGGGGAUUCAAUAAUUUAUCUGUUCUCUCUCUCUCUCUCCUGGGGUCAGGAUCAAGAAAAAUAUCAAGAUUUCACCUAGGCAGGAAGCAAGGAGAAUAGCAAAGCAUCCAGGUAGAACUCUUGCUGAGAAAAACAUGAAGUAGUAAAAUCACCCUUUUUUGACACAAAUGCAUUUGGAAGUCAAUGAGAGCACUUACAGCUCUGUUUCCCUUCAUAAACUUUUCAUCUCUUGCAUUCUUUACUUCUCUUUCUCAAUUUAUUCAUCUUGAGGUAUUCUUAUCCUAAGGUGGCUCUGAGCAGCCCACCCUCAAAACACAAACAAUGUUAAGAUGAGAAGUUGAGUGACACAGAGCUCGAACAUGUGCGUGGUACUGAAUGUUUCCAAACCCGAGCCCAAUCAGUCUAGCACAGUUGAUCCCACUGCAUUUUAAUGACUAGGAUGGGGCCUGCUGUACAUAGCUGGACAUCUUGGAUUACAGAAAAGAGGCUUUGUGUGAAGUCAGCAUUUUGUUUGUGAUGGAGAAACCUAGUUAUCCUGCUAACUGUCCUAUUUUACCUGAUGGAAUCCAUAAGGUCCUGUUGAUGCAUUGGUUCUAAGAGAAUGGAGAAGCGUAAGUCGUUCUACCGAGAACAGACAGUCUUGUUGCUUAGAUACAUACAUAUUCUUUAUGUCAGGAUUCCUCCUGAGACUCUUGUACACCUUCAGUGAUCAGGGCAUUCACUUUGGUUAUUUCUUGGUAACAGGCACAAGAAAUGGGUCACAUAGAAAUCUGAAGAGUCAUUUCUUGAGCAUUUUUAGCUUAAUCCCAUGUAAAGACACACUGAGCUCCUGCAGUUCUAGCCUGCCUCUUCUCCCCUCCUUGGGGAAUGGUGGAGUUUCUAGAGUCACCAGCAACCCAUUAGACUCCACCAUGCUUAGCCUAUGGUAGAUUCUGAGUAAAUCACAGUAGUUGGUAUGUGAAUACAGGAGAAUUUACCAUAACCAUUUCUCCAAAUAACCUCCUUUGACUUGGAAAUAGGAUCAUCUUUCAGUUUUACAGAUGAGAAGUCAAAGCAUGACAAAAUUAGAUAAUUAGCCAAAAGUAAGAUUAUACAGAAAAUUCUUGACAGAAUCAAAACUUGGCCGAACCAAAACUUGUCCAAAUUUCUAACUCAGCGAGUAAUGCUGCCUGAAUUGUCUGUCCCCAAAAAAAUUGUAGUCACAAAAAUCUAGGCAGCUGAUUUAGCCAGAUCUUUUCUAUGAAAUUUCCCUUUGCAGACACACACACACACACACACACACACACACACUGCACAUACAUCUACAGAGACAAGUCAAAAAGAGCAAGAAGAAAGCAAAAAUUUGAAAAUCAGAAAGGAUAGAGAGGUUUCCACAGUGAAGAAAACUUGGUCAAAUAAAAAUGUUUUCGAAUUCUAUGGGGUAAGAUAUUGUGAAUAAUUUUAUUAUUAAAAAUUUUUUAUGUAGCAUGUAAUCCACACAAAUAAAAAGCUCAAGAAAAAACUGGGACAGAGGAUUUCUUCCAAAGUGCUACAUGGGAAAAGGGCCUUCAGGAACGCGUGCAGGGGAGUCAUGAUACUCCAAAGGUGUCAGUAGUUUUUGUCAGCCCACAGUGAGCAGGGCAGCCUUGAGGGAGAGCCCCUUAUAUCCUCUUCUGGGCACCUCUGUCUAAUUCUUAAAAUUCAAACAUACAAGCCUGAUUCUAGGAUUAAGGCAUGAGUUAGUUCUGAACAGAAAAAUAUAAGGCAGUUGACAUACACAAUGAAUUCUUGAAGAAAGAACCAAUAGCCCCCAGACCCAUAAUAAAUCAUUACUGCCUGCCUAAUCCUGAGGAAAGGGAAGCAUGGGUGCUCCAAAGACUAGUCCCCUGAGAAUACUUAUGAGACCUUGAUUUUGUCACAUGGUUGCAAUGGUGAUUUAUUAAGCACCCGCAGAUCAGAGAAUCUUGCAACAACCUUCUCUUGCAACCCACCUGUUCACUUAUGAAUGAUAUCAAGCUCAGGAAAUAAUCUAUCUUUCCAAAGAUUUUAGUUUAUGCUGCAGAAGAAAUUUUGGCUCACGUACACAGCAUUAUGCUUAUACCAAAAACAGUGAAAGAGCUCUAGUGUCCUGCUUAACACAGAGUAACUAUUUUUUUUUUUUUUUUUUUUUUACAUUUUAUCAGUCCUCCUUAGUCCUAGAGGGAAGAUAGGAGAGGAGGUAGGAAGAUGGAAAAGUCCUUAGACGAAUGAGUGAGGAGUCUACUAUGCCAUCAACUUCACAAUGUACUGAUCCCCGGAGCCUGGUUCAGGAGGCUGGUUUCAGAUGAUUGGAGGAAAUGGAGGAGCUUUCAUUCUCAUGCAUGAAGAUGGAGGGAGGAGGUGGGCACUAGACUAAUUUUUUAAGCUAAAAAAAAAAAAGCCUAUUACAAAAUCUCAUUUUUCCUUUGUCCUU
Molecule: messenger RNA, 19082 nt
Organism: Chlorocebus sabaeus (green monkey)
Lineage: Eukaryota; Metazoa; Chordata; Mammalia; Primates; Cercopithecidae
Gene: GRIN2B
Product: glutamate ionotropic receptor NMDA type subunit 2B
Biological process (GO): monoatomic ion transport
Cellular component (GO): membrane
Molecular function (GO): signaling receptor activity; ligand-gated monoatomic ion channel activity
Source: RefSeq, a predicted model, not a curated record